UGGUUGGAUCUCUCCGCUACCCUUUCUCUCGGCGGUGGGUCGGAGCCUGCUGUCCCCCGGCCUCCUCGCAUGUUUCCCCUCUAAAUUCCUGUUUUGAAUUUGAAGCCCCUUCUCUUGUAGAUUUCAUUUUUACACGCCUCUGUUCUAGGCCACACAGUCGGGCGUCCACACACACACAAACCGGUGUUUUUUGUUUUUUAUUUGUCCCAAAUAUUACCUCAAACCUCCUCCAGAACAUGGCCGUGGUGGUGAGCGGAUCGUCGUCUGGGCCGGUCGCCCGGCUCGAGGGCCGUGAAUUCGAAUACAUGAUGAAGAAGCGCUCGGUGACCAUCGGCCGGAACUCGUCUCAGGGCUCCGUGGACGUGAGCAUGGGCCACUCGAGCUUCAUCUCCCGGAGGCACCUGGAGAUAUUCACCGCCAGCGACGACGGUGGCGGCGGCGGAGGCACCGGCAGCAGCGGGGAUUUCUACCUGAGAUGUCUCGGUAAAAACGGGGUGUUUGUGGACGGAGUGUUCCUCCGACGAGGCGCCCCCCCUCUGCAGCUUCCACGAAUGUGCACGUUCAGGUUCCCCAGCACAAACAUCAAGAUCACGUUCACGGCCCUGUCCAGUGGGAAGAAAGUGAAGCGUGAAGCUCCAGAGUCCCCAGUGAAACCAGUCCAGCCCCACAUCUCCCCACUGACCAUCAACAUUCCAGACAACAUCGCUCACCUCAUGAGCCCGCUGCCGUCGCCCACCGGCACCAUCAGUGCUGCUAACUCGUGCCCCUCCAGCCCGCGGGGGGGCGGCUCGUCUGGCUACAGGAUGGGCGGACGCAUGGUCAGCUCUGCAGAGCUGCAGCUUAUGAACGACAACUCGCAGCCCGAGAACGACAAAGACGCCUCCGGAGGGGACAGUCCCAAGGACGACUCCAAACCUCCGUACUCCUAUGCACAGCUGAUAGUCCAGGCCAUAACGCUGGCUCAGGACAAGCAGCUCACACUAAAUGGAAUCUACAAUCACAUCACAAAGAACUACCCCUACUACAGGACCGCAGACAAGGGCUGGCAGAACUCGAUCCGUCACAACCUGUCGUUGAACCGCUACUUCAUCAAAGUGGCGCGGUCGCAGGAGGAGCCGGGCAAAGGCUCCUUCUGGAGGAUAGACCCGUCCUCGGAGGGCAAGCUCAUCGAGCAGGCCUUCAGGAAACGAAGGCCGCGGGGCGUCCCCUGCUUCAGGACCCCACACGGACCCCUCUCCUCCAGGAGUGCCCCGGCGUCUCCGAGUCACUCGGGGGUUCUCUCCGCUCACUCCAGCGGCGUCCAGACCCCCGACAGCCUAUCACGAGAGGGCUCCCCGGUCCCCCUGGAGCUGGAGAACUCCUCGGCUCUCGCCCCGCCGACCGCCACGGUGGUCCAGCCCAAACUGGCGGUCAUCCAGGAAGCACGCUUUGCACAAAACACAGGCUCGCCUGUGAACAACCAGCCGGUACUCAUAGCAGUCCAGCGUCAGUUACCUCAAACCAUUAAGCCAGUGACCUACACCAUGGCCUCCCCAGUGAGCACCAGCACCUCCCAGCCCGCUAUCCAGACGGUCCACGUCCUGCAGCAGAUCCCGGUCGGGUCCCUCGGCUCCGCCGUCAUCGCCCAGCCGGCCGCCAUCAUCAAGAGCGAGCCGCUGGAGAACGGAGAGCACACGGGGCUCAAAGUCAAAGUGGAGGCGGUUCCCACCAUCACCUCUAUAGGCGGCUCCAGUCGCAUCAUCCAGAGCUCCCAGCCCGGCGGGCCCCUGCAGACUGUUACCAUCGUGCAGCAGGCCCCCAUCGGUCAGCACCAGCUGCCCAUAAAGGCCAUCACACAGAACGGCACCCACAGCAUCACCACUGCCAUCCACGGACCUGCCAGCUCAGCCGUGGCGAGCCCCCUCCACCUGCUGGCGGCGCACGCCUCGGCCUCGGCCUCCCUCCCCACCAAGCGACAGAACGGGGACCAGCUGGCCGGCGAGCAGCCCAACGCCAAGCGCAUCAAAUCGGAGGACGAGGCGACCCGCGGCCCCGUCAGCGCGGCCGACUCGGACUUGUCGGCAGCUAACGGCCCGGGCCUCAACUAGUCUGUACCACUACGCACCACACAACCCCCCCCCCCCC
Messenger RNA from Anarrhichthys ocellatus (wolf-eel), 2124 nucleotides. It is a transcript of the gene foxk2b, whose product is annotated as forkhead box K2b. Lineage: Eukaryota; Metazoa; Chordata; Actinopteri; Perciformes; Anarhichadidae. Gene Ontology annotation, molecular function: DNA-binding transcription factor activity, RNA polymerase II-specific; protein binding; RNA polymerase II cis-regulatory region sequence-specific DNA binding. The record is from RefSeq and is a predicted model, not a curated record. Gene Ontology annotation, biological process: regulation of transcription by RNA polymerase II. Bases 237 to 2087 code for a protein of 616 amino acids. The transcript has 9 exons.